AUGACCUUGAGUAUGAGAAAGAAUUUGCUAACAAUUUUUCUGGUCUGCCUUCUCGCCGAAGCCUUACCAAAAUCAGUUGUGGGUCAGAAUUGUGGCUGUGCUGCGGACCUAUGUUGUAGCCAGUAUGGUUAUUGUGGUAGCGGCAAUGAAUACUGUGGCCCAGGGUGCCAGGCAGGCCCUUGUUUCUCACCACCAAGCAGUAACGGUGGUUCAGUUGCAGAUAUUGUGACAGACGCAUUCUUCAAUGGGAUUGCUGAUCAAGCUGGCGCCGGUUGCGCCGGGAAGGGGUUUUAUACCCGAGCUGCAUUUCUUGAAGCCCUCAGUUUAUAUUCUCAAUUUGGUAGUGUGGGUUCUGCUGAUGAUUCUAAGCGGGAGAUUGCCGCUUUCUUUGCUCAUGCAACUCAUGAGACUGGCCGUAAGAUUUCAUGAUCUUUUUUUCUCUACCAUAGCAUUGCUACACAUUCAUACACAUUGAACAUUCAAGUAUAUUUUGCAUUUAGAUCCUUCUAAGAGCAUCAAAUCGUAAAUUUGUGAAAAUUGUCGGGUUAGUGAUAGGCUAGGAGGAAUUAUAAUAAUUGCUCUAAAAAUUGAGAAAACUUGUCUAAAAUUGGCGGUUGACUUGUCUCCUCCCUCAGAGCCGGUCUCCGGUUAGGUUUCUCCUGAUGUCCCCAAGCGCUGCGCACACGAGAGAAUUAAAGGGCUAAAGUCGCAAGAAAAAUGUUCACAUGUAUUCUUUUGUAUAUGUUCAUUAAAAUAUUUCAAAAGACAUU
Molecule: messenger RNA, 770 nt
Organism: Ilex paraguariensis (yerba mate)
Lineage: Eukaryota; Viridiplantae; Streptophyta; Magnoliopsida; Aquifoliales; Aquifoliaceae
Source: the annotation of a GenBank genome assembly